Messenger RNA from Notodromas monacha, 2058 nucleotides. The record is from the annotation of a GenBank genome assembly. NCBI's taxonomy places the organism in Eukaryota, Metazoa, Arthropoda, Ostracoda, Podocopida, Cyprididae.
UUUUUCCACAGGCGACGCUUUUAUGUGUUUUUGACCGUGAUCAGUAAGACGAUUUUUCGUCCUUCAUUAAUUGUGCAGUUCGAUCAUGUCUAUGCUUGCGGAGCCGCGGAAAAGGCAGCGAUGGUCGAUGAAUCCAAAUGGAAUGAAUUGGUCGUGCGAUGAUUCGAAAAUCGGACAGAAAAUGCUGGAAAAGAUGGGAUGGGCCAAAGGGAAAGGUCUCGGAAAAACUGGAAGUGGUAUGCUUGAUCCCCUGAAGGUCAACGUGAAUUCGAAUCAAAUAGGACUCGGUUUCACGGGUGUCCCGGACACUGCCUGGGUACAGCAUCAGGAUGACUUCAAUUCAUUGUUGAGCUCUCUCAAUAAGUCGACAGAGCCCACAUCAGAUUCGCCGAAGGAAUUCAAAUCUUUGGAGGAAAUGUCGAAGAAAUCUUUGAAACGCAUACAUUAUCACAAGUUCGCAAGAGGCAAGGAUUUGAAGAAUGCCACCGAAAAAGACCUAGCCAGCAUUUUCGGUAUCAUAUCCAAAAAGAAAACGGAGCCAAAAGAGGAAGAAAAGGUUCCCACAAAAAGUGGAGAAACUUCGGAAAGUUCAUCGUUCGGUGUUCCCACUGUCCACGGUGGUUGCUUGACAGCGUAUUUCAGUCGCAAACUUGCCGCGAAACAAAACAAAUCGAGUGUCAUCGAGAAUACAGAAGCAGACUUCCACGAUUCAACGAAAAAGAAGCCACAAAGAAAUGAAUUUGAAGAAGAAGGCUCUCCGAAUGCUCAUACAAUUUCGGAAGAACGCGUAAACUUAGAAGUUACUCUAGUCAAAACUAAAAAGAAGGCUGUUGUUAGUGUUGAAAAUUCUCCGGAACCAGUGAAAGAUCGUGAUGAAACCUGGGAAGAUGGCGGAGACGAGAAAAUUCGGAAGAAGUCUAAAAGGAAGCGUCGUGAUUGCAACGACGUGGAUCUUUCUAUUGAUAUUGAAUUACCCGAACAGAAUGAUAAUCUGGAAAAUAAUGCAGUAAAAGUUUCAGAGAAUCGGAAGAAGUCUAGCGAUAAACAAAAAUUGCAAGGGGAAGAUUCAAGUUCAAUACACAAAAAUGAUGAUGAGAAAAAUUCAGGAUCUUGGACUGAAAAAACGGUCACUGGGAAGAAAAGGAAGAAGCGUCCCGCAAUCGUCUCUGUUACCGAAUGUAGUGAUGAGAUCGUCGAUCAGAGCCAAGCCCUUGGAAAGAAAAAAUCGCGUUCGGACCAAAUCGAGACGGCGCCAGAAUCUAUAAAGAAGAUGAAGAAAAAGAAAAGGAAUGCUGACGAUCGUUGUGAAGAACUGGAAACCAUCCCGAUGAAUAACAUCGAAUCUGUUUUGGGUCAAAUCGAAGGUAAAAUUGCGUCAAAAUCGACCGGAAAGAAGAAGAAAAGGAAACUGACUACUGAGACUUGUUCUGAAGAACAGGAAACCAUUCCAGUCAAUAGCUCCGAAUCUUCUUCAGGUCAAAUAGAAAGCGAAACGGCGUCAGAAUCGACGCAAAAGAAGAAGAAAAGGAAAAGGUCUACUGAUUGCUCUGAAGAACAGGAAACCGUUCCAGUGAAAAACUCCAGAUCUUGUUAUGAUCAAGUGGAAUCCGAAGUAGCGUCAGAAUCGACGAAGAAGAAAAAGAAAACGAAAGAAAUUAUUGCUGAAGAUUGUUCAGAAGACUUGGAAAUUGAAACAGAGGAUUUCUGCAAAUCUGCUGUGGAUCGAAGCCAUAUCGAAGCAUCGUCAGUAUUGCCGAAAAAGAAGAAAAAGAAAGUGAUCACUGAGGACAUCUCAGAAGAACUAGAAGCCACAGCAACGGACGAUGCAGAACCCGAAAAGAAGGCGUCUGAUCAGAAACAAAACGGAUUUUCUCGAUUGAAUUAUACGUGUGGAGAUAAAUGGUCGCACGUCCCAGACUCUAUAAUGGAUUCGUUGAAAACUGCGUUCAAGGGAUCUAACAUUUGCGAUAUCGCGGGCUAUGGAAAUCAGCAUUUGAAAAGUUGAUGUUUUUCAAUGUUUCCUGAAGAUAUACGAGGUCGGAUUCGAUGAAAGAAGAA